Molecule: messenger RNA, 1209 nt
Organism: Sorghum bicolor (sorghum)
Lineage: Eukaryota; Viridiplantae; Streptophyta; Magnoliopsida; Poales; Poaceae
Product: aspartic proteinase Asp1
Exons: 8
Coding region: 1-1209 (402 amino acids)
Biological process (GO): proteolysis
Molecular function (GO): aspartic-type endopeptidase activity
Source: RefSeq, a predicted model, not a curated record
AUGGUCGUCAGCGUUCUGCUCCUGCUUCCACUCCUUCCGUUGAUCUCCUCCUCGUCCAUGGUGUUCAAGCUUGGCGGCGACGUCCACCCCACAGGCCACUUCUACGUGACCAUGAACAUUGGGGAGCCGGCGAAGCCCUACUUCCUGGACAUCGACACCGGCAGCAACCUCACCUGGAUCAAGUGCCACGCAACCCCUGGUCCCUGCAAAACGUGCAACAAGGUGCCGCACCCACUGUACCGACCGAAAAAGCUCGUUCCAUGCGCAGAUCCUCUCUGCGACGCGCUGCACAAAGACCUGGGUACAACCAAGGACUGCCGAGAAGAACCCGACCAAUGUCACUACCAAAUAAACUACGCAGAUGGAACGACAUCUCUUGGUGUGCUCCUCCUUGACAAGUUCUCAUUGCCUACGGGCAGUGCGCGCAACAUCGCCUUUGGCUGUGGGUAUGAUCAGAUGCAGGGCCCUAAGAAGAAGGCCCCCGAGAAGGUGCCGGUCGACGGCAUCCUUGGGCUUGGAAGGGGCUCGGUAGACCUGGUCUCGCAGCUGAAGCACAGUGGAGCCGUCUCCAAGAAUGUGAUAGGCCAUUGCCUCAGCUCAAAGGGAGGGGGCUACCUCUUCAUUGGGGAAGAAAAUGUGCCCUCUUCACAUGUAACCUGGGUCCCCAUGGCUCCAACAACACCCGAGGAACCUAAUCACUACUCGCCAGGCCAAGCAACCCUGCACUUGGGUAGAAACCCGAUAGGCACAAAGCCAUUCAAGGCGAUCUUCGACAGUGGCAGCACUUACACCUACUUGCCUGAGAAUCUACAUGCUCAACUCGUUUCUGCGCUGAAGGCCUCUCUCAUCAAGUCAUCACUCAAAUUGGUGUCUGAUACUGAUACUAGACUGCAUCUAUGCUGGAAAGGACCUAAACCUUUCAAAACUGUGCACGACCUCCCGAAAGAAUUCAAGUCACUGGUCACUCUGAAAUUUGAUCAUGGUGUCACUAUGACUAUCCCUCCUGAAAACUACCUCAUUAUCACUGGGCAUGGGAAUGCAUGCUUUGGCAUUCUUGAACUGCCAGGCUAUGAUCUGUUCGUGAUUGGAGGCAUCUCAAUGCAGGAGCAGCUUGUGAUACACGACAAUGAGAAAGGGAGGCUUGCAUGGAUGCCAUCACCGUGUGAUAAAAUGCCCAUGUCCAAAGCUGCGAUCAUUUCGCACAUCUGA